Molecule: messenger RNA, 753 nt
Organism: Capsella rubella
Lineage: Eukaryota; Viridiplantae; Streptophyta; Magnoliopsida; Brassicales; Brassicaceae
Product: oleosin-B1
Exons: 2
Coding region: 33-536 (167 amino acids)
Biological process (GO): sexual reproduction; lipid storage
Cellular component (GO): extracellular region; membrane; monolayer-surrounded lipid storage body
Source: RefSeq, a predicted model, not a curated record
UCCCACAGUCAUCAUCAUCCGAUCAAGCGACAAUGUCAAUCCUAAAACUGUUGUUCGGCAAGAAAAAACGCGAGAGAGUAGUAGUACGAACCCAAAGGCCGACGAUUAAAGGUGUUAUGACGUCUGUUUUGGCCACACAAGCCGCAAUAUUCCUCUUGUUGCUGGCCGGUCUAUCUCUAACCGGCUGUGCCGUGGCGUCCGUCGCCUGCAUGCCGCUCUUCCUCCUAUUCAGCCCGGUCCUCGUUCCAGCGGGUAUUACCGCCACUGUUCUUGCUUCGGGUUUUAUGGCUGGAGGCGGCUCAGGUGUGACGGCUCUCACCAUCUUCAUGUGGCUCUACAAGCGAUUUACGGGUAAAGACCCGCCAAAGAUUCCAGGGUUGACACCGGCUGGUGGAGCUGCAUCAGGUGGAGCUGCAUCAGGUGGAUCAGCCCCAGCAGAAGGUGGAGAUGCGGGAGGUGGAGCUGCCCCAGCAGCUAAAAAAUCGGCAUCUAAAAAAUCGGCGGCAAAAAAACCGGCAGCUAAAGCGGGCAAAUAAGUCAAGGACAUUAACAAAGGAUUAUACUGAAAUUCCAUAAUUCAAAUAUAAUUUAUCCAGUUUCUUUUUGUUGCUACAUAUUAAUUACGUGCUGAUGAAAUUAAAUUUCUCAAAUGUCAUUUCUAUUAACGCACGCCGUGCUACAGACACAAUAACAUAAGUAUUCAUGUUUGCUGUAUAAUAUUUUUAAUUAAAACAACGAGGUUUGUAUAUGAUA